Ooceraea biroi (clonal raider ant) is the source of this 1307-nucleotide messenger RNA. RefSeq names its product endonuclease G, mitochondrial (gene EndoG). NCBI's taxonomy places the organism in Eukaryota, Metazoa, Arthropoda, Insecta, Hymenoptera, Formicidae. Gene Ontology annotation, molecular function: metal ion binding; RNA endonuclease activity; single-stranded DNA endonuclease activity. Gene Ontology annotation, biological process: apoptotic DNA fragmentation. The record is from RefSeq and is a predicted model, not a curated record. Gene Ontology annotation, cellular component: mitochondrial inner membrane; nucleus.
UCAGUUCCCUUCCUCACUUCGCGUCGGUCGGUUAGUUCCUAACCUCUUUGCGUAAACGCGUGUUUACGCGUGUGGAACACAGUUGCUCAUUUCGCAGAUGUAACUUGAACGAAACGUGAAAGAAAUAUGAACAUGAACAGUGUAAAACGAGCGGCGUAUAAUCUCACCACCCUGGUCAGUGUAGGCCUAGGAGGGUGGUAUUUAGGCAAGUAUUCGGAACAGAGGCGAGGCGAGAGUCAGGAAGACAAUGGAACGAGUAUGUUGUCAAUCGCGCGAACACGUAACAUGCCGGGUUUGCCUCUGUAUGGCACAAUUUCGGCCGCUACCGCCGUGACACCCGCUGAAAGGAAUCUCGAAAUGGGCUCGAAACUGUCGUCCGCCGCCACGAGAGUGUCGGAGAUUAUGAAAUUUGGUUUUCCCGGAUUGGAUCAUGUCAGGUCGUACGAGGACUUUGUGCUAUCGUACGAUAGACGGAACCGAGUCGCUCACUGGGUCUUUGAACACUUGACCAAGGAGAAACUGCAGUACAAUAACGAGGUGGAGCGUUCGAAAUGUGAGUUCAAGCCUGACCCGAGUAUACAUCCCUUCUUCAGGUCAGAGAAUAUGGAUUACAAGGGAAGUGGCUAUGAUCGUGGUCACCUGGCCGCGGCUGGUAAUCACAAGGUAGAACAGAAGCACAUGGAGCAAACCUUCUUCCUCUCCAAUAUGGCACCACAGGUUGGCGUGGGUUUCAACAGAGACUCUUGGAACAGAUUGGAGAAAUAUGUUAGAAAAUUAACGAAAACCUAUAAGGAUGUUUACGUGUGCACGGGACCGCUGUAUCUUCCAAAGAAAGAAGCAAACGGAAAAAAGUACGUGCGUUACGAAGUGAUAGGCGCGAAUCACGUGGCAGUACCCACGCACUUUUACAAGGUGGUUGUCUGCGAGACCAAGGAGGGCAAGUUGGAGAUGGAAGCUUUCGUGAUGCCAAACACACCGAUCGACGAUAACGCGCCACUCACCAACUUCCAGGUGCCACCAGAGAGCGUCGAACGUGCAGCUGGACUUUUAUUCUUCGACAAAAUAUCACGCGAUAGACUGAGCAAGGUGAACGGCAAGAGCGUACGCUGAUUUUGACAAUUUGCUCAAUAGAAGAAUCUUAAUUCUUGAUUGCCACUGAGUAUACUUUUAAGUUUCGAUUAAUUUUAUUGUACAUAAUUUUAGAAGUUUUAUCAUGAUCUUAUAUACCCUUUGUUUUAAUUGAAGUUGUUUUAGCUCAACUGUAUUUUAUCGAAGUGACAAAAAGAUAAUAACAGUUUAUUAAAUAU